This is a messenger RNA of Phyllostomus hastatus (greater spear-nosed bat), 2159 nucleotides long. RefSeq names its product ring finger protein 121 (gene RNF121). NCBI's taxonomy places the organism in Eukaryota, Metazoa, Chordata, Mammalia, Chiroptera, Phyllostomidae. Gene Ontology annotation, cellular component: Golgi membrane; endoplasmic reticulum membrane. The record is from RefSeq and is a predicted model, not a curated record. The coding region runs from base 31 to 1014 and encodes 327 amino acids. Gene Ontology annotation, molecular function: metal ion binding; ubiquitin protein ligase activity. The transcript is spliced from 9 exons.
GCGCAUGGGGGAGGGGGAGAACUAAGGAACAUGGCGGUAGUGGUGGAGGUGCAGGUUGGAGAAGGUAUUCCCGGGAAACACGAGCUGGAUGAGGUUGAUAUGUCACACCUCUCCCCAGAGGAGCAAUGGAGGGUCGAGCAUGCACGUAUGCAUGCCAAGCACCGUGGUCAUGAAGCCAUGCAUGCUGAAAUGAUCCUCAUCCUAAUUGCUACCUUGGUGGUGGCCCAGCUGCUCCUGGUGCAGUGGAAGCAGAGGCAUCCCCGCUCUUACAAUAUGGUGACCCUCUUUCAGAUGUGGAUUGUUCCCCUCUAUUUCACAUUGAAGCUGCACUGGUGGAGGUUCCUAGUGAUCUGGAUCUUCUUCUCUGCUGUCACAGCUUUUGUCACCUUCCGAGCCACCCGAAAACCACUAAUACAGACAACCCCAAGGUUGGUUUAUAAGUGGUUCCUGCUGAUCUAUAAAAUCAGCUAUGCCACUGGCAUUGCUGGCUACAUGGCUGUCAUGUUUACCCUUUUUGGGCUUAACUUAAUAUUCAAGAUCAAACCAGAAGAUUGUAUGGACUUUGGCAUUUCUCUCCUCUUCUAUGGCCUGUACUAUGGUGUCCUUGAGCGGGACUUUGCAGAAAUGUGUGCAGACUACAUGGCGUCUACCAUAGGGUUCUACAGCGAGUCGGGCAUACCUACCAAACACCUCUCGGACAGCAUGUGUGCCGUGUGUGGCCAGCAGAUCCAUGUGGAUGUCAGUGAAGAAGGCAUCAUCGAGAACACGUACAGGCUGUCUUGCAAUCAUGUAUUCCACGAGUUCUGCAUCCGUGGCUGGUGCAUUGUGGGAAAGAAGCAGACAUGUCCCUACUGCAAGGAGAAGGUAGAUCUCAAGAGGAUGUUCAGCAACCCCUGGGAGAGGCCUCACGUCAUGUAUGGGCAGCUGCUGGACUGGCUUCGAUACUUGGUAGCCUGGCAGCCUGUCAUCAUUGGCCUGGUACAAGGCAUCAACUACAUCCUGGGCCUGGAAUAGUCAGGCAGAAGAGCAUCCACCCACCAUGGACCUCAGGGCACACUCCUUUCUGCCCUUCAAGACCUCCUGGGGGGAAAUACUCAAGGGGCACUUGGGCCAUCAGGACCCUUCUGGCUGUGACCGGGCUGGGGAGGGAUAUGAUGGCGAGCUAGCCAGUGGGGCUGUCAGCAGUGGGAGCUUUUUAAAAGAAAACUAUUUUGAUGAAUAUAUUUAAAAACCUUUUAUAUUGUGGAGCAUAAGAAUUGCCCCAACUCCUCCAGGCCUUAUCCUUCCUGCUUGAGCAGGGCAGGAGCAAAGCCACAACAUUUUUGGUUUAAAGGAGCCUUCUUGCCUCUGGCUGAGAGCCUCAGCCCACCCCCUUCUUUCCUUCCCUCCGUGGGGCUCAAGCCUGACACACUCUGUGUGGAAGAGCUGAAGCCCUCCGACUGGUGACAGAUGAGUACUGAGAGGUGAGGUGUCUUCUCUCUUUCCCUGUCCGGGAGCCAUAGGCUGGUUGGGGCAAGUGGAACUUUAUGACUUUUCCAGUGAGGGAAGCCUCAGCGCCUCAGAAUGCAUUGAGGACUUGUUUGUGGUCAGCCAGAAGCAGUAACAGCUUGAGUAGCCUGCCCCGAGCAGGACUGUGCUCAGCCAGGAGCCCAUCGGAGGCCAUGGGGGCUCCUGUGCCAGGAAGUGGUGACAUGUGCCAAAGGCCAUUCUGCCACAUCACUUCCUUCCCCGAAAGCCUGGGCGAGUGUGUGUACGUUCAUCUGAAUGGGCGUGGCAGAGGGAUUGUAAGAAACACGAGACUUCUCCCUGUCGUCAGUCUUCCCUGGAAGCUGGCAGGGGAUUCCCAGGCCAGGGAGUAUCCCUGUGUCAGCCUCGUCAUUCAAGGACCCUGCCUGGGCCUGCCAGCAUGAGUUGGGGUAGGUGGGAGGAGGGUAAGGCCCAGGUGAGUAUGGCUUCUGAAAAGGGGUUCCAGGGAGACAGACCCCAGCUCUGGUCCUAGGCAUUUUGAAGGAAGUAGGAUGGUAGACAUGGGCCUUCCUCACUGUGCUCCUAGGGAGUAUGGCCCAGUUGGGCCUACCCCUUCAAGGGCAGCAAGAACCAAGAAAGAUCUUGUCACUCCAUUCUUAAUAAAGCUCCAUGAGCUGGGUUGGAAAGUUGAA